Molecule: messenger RNA, 198 nt
Organism: Iphiclides podalirius (scarce swallowtail)
Lineage: Eukaryota; Metazoa; Arthropoda; Insecta; Lepidoptera; Papilionidae
Source: the annotation of a GenBank genome assembly
AUGUUCGUAGCGGCAGCCGAGAGCACCGCCCUAUGGCGCUGCAAGUCCUGCGGCAAGGAGGUCUCUAACCGCUGGCACCAUUUCCAUUCGCACACCGCCCAACGCUCGAUCUGCCCCUAUUGCCCGGCCACCUAUAGCCGCAUCGACACUCUGCGCGCACACCUGCGCCUGAAACACGCCGCUCUACUGCUCAAACAU